AGGGAUCUUCAUCUUAUCGUCAGACCCUUCCCGCGCCCGCCUUUUUGAUUGUCUUAUGUGUGAGGCAACCAGAACCACCGCGAUAAAGUCGCUCUUGGUAGUCAUUCCAUUUGUUUCCAUGCAAUUGAAGUGCCCCUCAUCUUUUCCAUUUGUGACGAUUUACUUCACGCGCAGGGCCAGACUUGUCGCUUUCAUACAUCGAAGACACGACUAUACUGAAAAACUAGAUCCAACACAUUAGAGAGAGUAGCUUUAGGCUUUCAGCGUCAAAGAACUGGAACUCAUCGAAAAUGUGUCCCUGUGCUUGUUGGCUUUCGAUUGUGGACGUCCGCGGGCGGAGGCGUAGACCUCGUUAUCAUUCUCGAGCCGAGCGCCCCGAAUUAUGGUAGGUGGUCGAUGGCAUGUGCGCCCAUCGACCACUGUGUAGUAUAUUGAUAAUAGUCUUGAUUUUCUUCCUUCGUAAUCUUCGCAAUCAGCGCUGAAGCCUCUACUUCUUGAGGCACAAGAAGAAAGACCUGCCAUCUGUGUUCGUCUAAAUCAAUCUCACACGUGAGAAGCAUGACGCGCCAGAUCGCACGUAAGUGCCGCGUCGCUCGCGAAAAUGAGAGAGCGGCGCCGACUUAUGACUCUUCAGCCACAGCGUGCUGAUGUGUAGGGCUGUCCUCUUUGCUUUACCUCAAUUAGCGUCAGAGAGUCGCGCCCCCCUUUGCCCCUCCCGCCCCUUUACGCCUCAAGCGCUCGCCCCGUCACGCCUCCGAAGUAUUCCCCUCUGACUCGGCUGCCAUGGUUCCGCACCUUUUUUCCUUUUCUCUCAUUAGAUUCGUUGCUUAUCUCUUUUCCCUCCUAUUAGAUGCAGGCGCGUGCUCUGGCUUCAGUGGCAUGCUUUGCGCUUCUGUUGCUCUUAGAUAUUCGCUAGACCGUUGCGAGGCCAGAGCCUGGGCGGCGGAUUAUCUGUAGGCCCCUGCUUGACUAAAGGAAGCACAAAGGGCGCCAACCAAUACCACCGACGCCGAGACUCGCGCGCGACUCGUGGCGACAGACGCCGAAGCAGAAGAGAAGGAGGAGCGCGCCCCGCUUGGGUUGUCUUCGGUCUUCGCUGGAGCGCGUGGGGGUGCGGAUGUGCCUGCGUUUUGGUGCUGGCUUUCUCCGCACGUGGCUGCUAACCAGCGAAAGGAACCACCUGCGCCGGCUUCUCGUGUGUAGGUGUGUACUGGAAGGGCAUCGCCGGGCGUGUUUUGGGAUUGACGUCGGGCCUCACAAACGGGGGCAGCAGUCUACUCUACCCGCUUCAAGACUUAGAAGAGAAUCGCCCCGCCGCGGCUGGUCGGCGUGUGGACGAUGCAGCAAGACAGCAGCGCACAGACAGAACAAGCUGAGCUGGCCGCCUGCUUUGCUCCGUUUGUGUUGGUGUUUUGCCCACUGCAAACGCGUGGGCAGCACCAACGCGGCCGGGUGA
This is a messenger RNA of Amoebophrya sp. A25, 1456 nucleotides long. The record is from the annotation of a GenBank genome assembly. NCBI's taxonomy places the organism in Eukaryota, Dinophyceae, Syndiniales, Amoebophryaceae.